ACGUACUUUUCUUACACACACUGGCAGAACACCCGUUUCGGCGCUCACGCUUUGAUUUAAUUUUUCAGAGCAACUCUUCCACAUUGCGGUAUUGAUGGUGUGUCAAGUUUUUUCUCUCUCCGUCGUUCUCCCCGUACUUAUAACCUAUGAGCUUUCAAGUAUGGUCCAAGAUCAGACGGGUAAGAUAAUGUCAACUUAUGGAUGGAGGUGCUUGUCCCUCUGGUCACCACGGCGUCCCUCAGGCUGUUCAAUCGUUUCUCUUUUAUUCUUGUGGUGUUCAAGACUUACUUCUCACUACAGACUUCAUUCGCCGACACAUAUUUCGCUUAUAAGUCCACGCUUCGUUUUGAAUAGCUGUAGCUGUUGGGCAAUACGUGUUUGGGUGCUCGCGUACCCAGCUCAUUCUGAACAUGGUUAGUUGCUGCAGGUAGCGUUUCUGAGCGAUGUACAAUGAUCACACUCAACUCGCCAGUGCUGUUGCUUUGCAUGAGACACGGACGCCCACUUCAAUUACAUUGA
Messenger RNA from Suillus clintonianus, 519 nucleotides. RefSeq lists its product as uncharacterized. The transcript has a single exon. The record is from RefSeq and is a predicted model, not a curated record. The coding region runs from base 95 to 418 and encodes 107 amino acids. NCBI's taxonomy places the organism in Eukaryota, Fungi, Basidiomycota, Agaricomycetes, Boletales, Suillaceae.